CCCUAACCUCACACCCCGAGUUAUGUCACCGCUAAUAAAUGGUUUUAUUAUAUUUUCGUUGACUGUAACGCUACUCUAUUUCGUCGGUUUGCUGACUUUUGUCAACGACCAUGAAGAGAACAAGUGUGAGAUGACCUACAUGUUCGAGUACCCCCAAUUUGUGCGAAUAUCAAACAAAAUCGACGAUAAAUACCCCAGAUAUGGACUUUACGCUUACAGUGAAGGUCGCCUCACCGAAAAAACCCGAAACAUGUUUUUCGACGGCAUCCCUGUAUUAUUUAUACCGGGAAAUGCCGGCUCGCACCGUCAAGGACGCUCUCUAGCAUCGGUGGCCCUUCGUAAAGCUUUAAACUCGCGAACACCUUUUCACUUUGACUAUUUCCUAAUCGAUUUAAAUAAUGAACUCAGCGGCCUAAACGGCGCACUUCUCGCCGAUCAACUCGAAUACGUCAACAAUUCGAUUUACACCGUUUUAGAUUUAUACCAAAAUCGAAAAAACCCAGCAAAGUCGGUGGUCCUAGUUGGCCAUUCUAUGGGUGGUAUCAUUGCCAAACGGUUGGUAUCAAACUUGGGGGAAAAUUCCGACUUGGUGCCAAUCGUCCUUGGCCUAGCUACACCACACCGAAGGCCCCCACUGCAACUUGAUUCAUUUUCGUACGAUUUUUACAAAAAUAUUGACACUAAAAAUAGCUCCACCACAUUUGUAAGCAUCACAGGGGGUUAUAAUGAUUUUCUAGUGCCUUCGUUUCUCACCAAUCACCCUGAUAGUAGCUUAAAUGUCGUGAGUACUCAAAUCCCCCGGUCGUGGCUCCCAGCCGACCACGUUUGCAUCCUUUGGUGCAAACAAUCAAUUUUAGCUAUAAACAGAGCUCUCUUUGAUUCAGUCGAUCCGAAAACAAAACAAAUAUCAAGCGAUCAAACUCUGCGUUAUAGGGUUUUUCACCACCAUUUGAUUCACCACAGCGGUAUUAAUAUCCGACUUUUGGAUAGUUAUAGUCUCAGUCCGAAUAUUAAGAACCAAGGGGAGUGGAUUGAGCCCUUCGGGCGCCAGUACUCGGUCCAAGUGCCCCGUCUGUCAAGCAGCCCCCAUUUUUACAUGAUUAGGCUUUUGAAUCAACCCCAACACCAAACCCUAACUGUGGUAGCCCUGAAUUUGGAAACUGUAGAUUGGGCUUUCGUAUGUGGGGCUCACAUACCACGGGGGAACUCCCGGAUUUGCGAAGAGUUCACUCAUUUGACACACUUGUCAGAAAUUUCGCCCUCAAGUAAUUACAAAAGACGUUCACUAACUGUAGAUAUGCACGAAUUGAUGAAAAACAACACAGUGUGGACACACAUCGUCCUGCGAGUGCUACCAACCGACGAACAAGUAAUUCUGAACGUUGAUGUUUAUAACACUGGCGACAGAAAAACCCUAGUCAAUUUACCCAACUUACUAUCAUUCAAACGCCAAACAAUCAUCGAACAAACGCACGAAAAAGCAAUACACUAUGAGUUGGUACUACCGAAUUUAUAUCACUUGAUGCAGUCGUACCAACUGUACGUCGAAUCGAUUCAAUGCGUCAAUCAAUUCAGACACGCCACAGCUAGCUUGAUUGUACCAUGGGGACACCAAAACCAACACAAAUUUUUCAUCGACGGAGAUAACAAACCGAUGAACGUUAGACUGUAUAGUUCAAGGCCACAAUGGGCCUCAAACCAGUCGGCUGUGAUCCAACUAAGACUUGACCCAACUUGUCGCUACAAAAUCAGCAUCCAGUCAUCAUUUAUUGGCGUUUUAUCGCAGUUGGCACGAUUUUAUUCACCACUGUUGAUUGUUAAUGUGGCAGCAGUGAUUUUGGUGGCCUUGAAUACGCAAUUAAAAUCUCUAGGACAGGAAAAUGACUGUUGCUUAUUUUUCACAGCAGUUAAAGAAGGAGCAAAACCGUACUAUAUUUUGACAAGUGUCAAAUUAAUUUCGCGUUUUUUGAGUUUCAAACCAUUCGUCACGUAUUUGGCGGCCCCCGAUUGGUUGAUAAUGUCAGAGGAGGGGACAGAUUUCUUCUUGCUGCCCCUCCUACUUUACAUUUGUAGCGUCGGUAUUGUGUGGCUCUUGGGGAUUUUUUUGGGCGUCUCAUUGGUAGUAUGUGAGACGACAGUACAUAAGUUUACCCUAAAGUUUUUGGCAAAAACUGUCAGUUUUACUGUCAGUUGGUCGGAUUAUUUAAUGUCAGCACUGCACAAACUGCCUUGCAUUGUUGCCACCUUUCUCAUAUGUCUUUGUAUGACAACGACCGGUAGUCUCGCACUUUGUGUCGGAAUGGUUUUUUAUUUUAUGAGGCUGACACAACUAUCACAAGAUUACAUUGAGGAGUUAGUCUGGUACUAUGUGAAAAAAAUCGGCAAAAAACUUAAAAAAUCGAACAAAGAUAAAGAUAAUAAUAGUAAUAAUAGUGGGGAGACACCAGCUCACAACGCUAUAUUUUUCCACGCCACUUUAUUCCUUCUGUGGUCCAUACUAACAGUCAUAAACGUGCCAUCCGUGCUAACGUGGGCCCACAAUUUCAAAUUUAGCACCGCCCUCAAACCAGACCCCGCCUUUUAUCCCGGGCUGGUCCUAAGCAUCUGCGCGUUGCCUCUGUGGCAAUUGGACGUUCCAAAAAUCGAAAGGCGGGGCUAUGUCGAGCUAGGCCAAUUGAUGAUAGUUCUGGCCGUCGCCAGCUUGAUUUACGCGCCGAUUUCACUUUUUAGAUUAAAUUUCACAUUGACUAGUGCAAUUGCGUUUGUUACUUUGCAUCAGUUGGUAGCGCCGAAUCGGGAAAUACCCGAAACGAGCCGAACGGAACAACCGAUUGCUUACGAGACGAUCAAGGCGAAACUUGAAUAGGUUCUAGUCAGGGCUGUUUUUAUUUGUGAUCUCUGCUAUUUGAUUUAAUUCAAAUUUCCCGCCCUUGUCCAGGAUCAAGAUGGCUAAACUGGACUCCACAGGAAUGAGAAUUGUGAUUUUCCCGAACAAUUUGUUUAUUUACGCUUUGUUAGACACGAUUAGCAAGCAAAUGUUUAAUUUUAAGCUUUAAUGCGGCAGUAUUUCACCUGUUUAUCGUUAAGUGCAAAUAAACCAAUAGUGAUGUGA
This is a messenger RNA of Tribolium castaneum (red flour beetle), 3112 nucleotides long. It is a transcript of the gene PGAP1, whose product is annotated as Post-GPI attachment to proteins 1. Gene Ontology annotation, molecular function: phosphatidylinositol deacylase activity. The coding region runs from base 23 to 2866 and encodes 947 amino acids. Gene Ontology annotation, biological process: endoplasmic reticulum to Golgi vesicle-mediated transport; GPI anchor metabolic process. NCBI's taxonomy places the organism in Eukaryota, Metazoa, Arthropoda, Insecta, Coleoptera, Tenebrionidae. The record is from RefSeq and is a predicted model, not a curated record. Gene Ontology annotation, cellular component: endoplasmic reticulum. The transcript is spliced from 12 exons.